AUGGCCUACAGUCACCGACCACAAGGCUGGCCUCUACCGGGCUGGAUUUUCUGGAUACGCAUCGCCCAGGGCGCGCUCGCCCUUCUGAUCCUCAUCUUGACUGCCGUGGCUGCGGCAGAGUUCCUACAAGGUGCGAACGCGGCGUUUCUGGUCACCCCAUAUCCUGGUUUCGGGUUUACUUGGUUUGCUUUUUCCUGGACGCUUGUCUACCUUCCCGUCGCAACAUGGUUGAUUCCCAACCUCAACGCGAAAUGCAAGCCGCUGAUCAUCCUGCUCGUGCUGGAAUUGUUCACCACUCUCUGGUGGCUUGUCGCAUUCGCUCUGCUUGCCGACAACAGCAGCACGCUUGCCACGUGGCUCGACACGGACUAUACCAACAUCAAGGCCGGCGUGGGGUUGACUCAAGCAAGCGCUGCCUUUGGUGCCGCAGAGUUGUAA
Capronia coronata CBS 617.96 is the source of this 438-nucleotide messenger RNA. RefSeq lists its product as uncharacterized. The transcript has 3 exons. Bases 1 to 438 code for a protein of 145 amino acids. The record is from RefSeq and is a predicted model, not a curated record. Lineage: Eukaryota; Fungi; Ascomycota; Eurotiomycetes; Chaetothyriales; Herpotrichiellaceae.